Messenger RNA from Plasmodium inui San Antonio 1, 12603 nucleotides. RefSeq lists its product as hypothetical. NCBI's taxonomy places the organism in Eukaryota, Apicomplexa, Aconoidasida, Haemosporida, Plasmodiidae. The coding region runs from base 1 to 12603 and encodes 4200 amino acids. The transcript has 3 exons. The record is from RefSeq and is a predicted model, not a curated record.
AUGGGAAAUUGCAAAUCGUAUUCCGCGAACUUUAACGUUUAUAAAAACAACACAAACGAACUGUAUGAAAAUUUAAUAUGCCACUUUGUGAAACAGGAUAACCUUAGCUUCUGCCAGAAGGCCUUCGUCGUAUAUGAAUUCCAAAAGAGGAAGCCCGAAAGUAAGGAUGAGUGCGUGUACUACAUCGCGAAAUGCGCCCACAGGAAAAAGGUGAAAAAUGCAUUGGUAUACCUAAGCGAAGGAUACAACAUAGAGAUUCUUAAUUUUCUAUUGAAGCUAUUCAAGAAAAUGAACAAUGAGUACUAUAACAAUAGGACUAAUUUCUACUUCAGUAGUUAUUAUAAUUACUUUCUGAGAGAAGAGUCAAAAUUUGUCAACUUUUACGAACAAAUGAGCAUAAUACAGAGUAUCUAUAAUUUUGUGCGUCUAAAAUAUAUCCUUGAGAAUGUCUGUCUUCAUGUCUACUUUGAAGGUAUGGAUAAAUCCAGUGAUUUUUACCAAGUGAAUGACAACAUUGUGAAGAAAACUUUUCACAGCAAUGAAUUAGUGAAGGAAAAGACAAUUGAGUUAUUUCACCUGAAUAAGAAGCUACUUGGGAACGUAUCAACAGAAAGAAAAAAAAUGAAAUAUUUAGUAAAAAGGAGUUUUAUAAACGUCGAAGAUUUUUGUAGAAAGCACCUAAGCUGCAACGCAUUUGAUGACUUCAAAAUGGCGAAUGUUAUGUGUCUCUACAUUUUGAACAAUAAUUAUAAAAUUAAGUCAAUUCUGCAUAAUAUAUUUACCAUUUUGUUCUUUAUAAAUAAGUAUGCUUCUCUGUACGGGUCAGAAAAGGGGGACGGCCCAGAAAAAGGUCGUCAAAAUGAACAUGCCGGAGGAAAAAAACGCUUUGAUGAUAAGGUAAAGUACUCCUUGGAGCACAGAAACGUGUAUGCGACGUAUUUGUUCGUCUGCUUAUGCCUAAGCUUUGAUAAAAAAAUCGAAGAAGACGCCAUCUUUAAUGCGAACAUUAAUGUAAAUCAGAAGGACGUGACCUUCGUGAAAUAUGUCAACGAGUUUUUAGACAUUUGCACCUACUCACAGAAAAAAUUAAAUAAAUUUUUUUUACAGGAGAGUAAAGAAAAGAACAUAUAUCACUGUUCCUUGAGAGCUAUCAAAAAUGCGUACGUGAAUGAUAACCUUAUAAAUUCUCAUUACAUAUGCCAGAGAAGGUACAUAAAAAGUAUCUUAAAUGUUGGCAAUAGUAAUUAUUUUAUAAAAAACAAUAUGAUGGUUUUCUGUUUUAUUUUGUUUGAAAGUUCCCGCACCGCUCUUUUCCGCACAAGCAGCAGAAAGAGCAACCCAGAUCCCCAGGGUAACAAAUGGUUCUUCGAAAUUAAUAGAACUUUGUUCUGGAAGGGGAUCCACGCGUAUGAAGAAAAGGUAACGCUGCGCAGAAAACUCUGGCGAAAGGUGCUGAGGAGCAUAAAGUUCAGGCGCAGCAGUAAGAAUAGCCAUUACUACCAUGCGUAUGGUAGUGUCAAUGGCGAGGAGAACGACAACGAUAAGGAGCACCUUAAUGAGCACCAUAACGGCGAUAAGUCCGAAGCCAGAAGGACCCACUCGCUCAGCUCCGAAUUGAAAAGAACCGAUCACGUCCACUUUGACCUGAACAACGUAGCCCUUUUUAGAGUCGAUUUGUGCAACCUCAAUUUGGAAAGUGAAGAAAAUUUUCAGGACAACGUGCAGAAUUACGUAAAAUUGUAUACCAUCGAAAGGAGUAAUAACAACCAGCGCUAUGUGAGUAAAAAAAUUGAAAGUGACGAGGACCACGAGUUGCUACAGAUGAUGAAGGACAACAUCGUGCACAUAGUUAGCGUUUUAAAAACCAUGAAAAAUAAGGAGAUAUGCUAUAUAUCUCCCGCGAGUUAUUACGAUGAAUCGUAUGGUAAAAUAAAGAAGGAGAAGAGGACGUUCCCAAAUGGAAGUGAUACACGAGUGGAAAGCAAUGACAAUUCUAAUCGAUCCAAAAGUACAGAUAAAACUUUUAAAAAGGAAAGGGGGGAAGACACUAAUUUGCUGAGCAAAAAUUAUGUCAAUUUUGAAUCCCAAAAUUAUAUGAAUGAAGAAAAUAGCACUAGACAUUUGAAUGAGUCCGAGGAGGGGAAAAAGGGGCCCAUCGGUUUUACAACACAGAAUGAGCUGAAGAAACCGUUUUUCAUUGGCAUACACGACAUCUUCGUUCCGUUCGAAAUGGACAAACUGAUUCUGAGAGGGACCACUUUGAGCUGUGCACGGGAGGAAGUGAUUAAAAAGGAGAAGAAACUGUACGACCAAGUGGUUAGCCACGCCAGGGCUAUCACCAAGGGGUAUGAGCAUCGCGGAAAGGGAAGCGUAAAGGGAAGCGGAAAGGGGAGGAGAAAGCAAAGCGGAAAUUUGUCCCAGAAAAAAGAGGAGGUACUACUUGAAGAUGAUAAUUCAAAACGGGGAAAACGUUUCUCUUGCGGAAAGCUGCAAAACGGUAUGAACAAAAAGAGAGAAGGGGAGAUUUUCUACAUGCAAAAUUUCCAGUCCGAAAAGAAUACAAACUGUCCAAACUAUGGCGAUAAGUAUCAAGAGGCAAAAUUGUUAACUUCAUCGGAAGAGUUCACAAAUGGCAAAGGGGUGAAACCACUAUUGAAAAGCUACAGCUUUGCAGAUAAUUCCAAACACAUGAAAGUGGCAAUGAAGAAGUUCAGUCGCACGAUGAGGAAGAGUGGCGAGGUAGAGAUAACCAGGGAGAGCCCCAAUUGGGAUUUUUCGCCCCUCCAUGAGACCACACGAAUAGAGAAGGAUGCGAAAGGUGCCAAGUGCAAGAACCGUGUAGAGAAACAAAAGGGGGAUGAAAUUAAUAGGAAAAAGGAACAAGUGCAGAAGGAUGAUGUAGAAGAGGGAGAAAAUGAACAGAAUGAAGAAAAUGAAGAAGGACGUCAUUUGAGAAACCCCCCAAUUGACGUGCCAAACUAUGAAGAAGAAAUAUACCAGAAUGAUACCCCUGACCGUUUUAAAAUAUUUAUGCAACACAAAUCGGUAGGGGAAAUGAGCCCCUUUGUAAAUCACAGAUAUCUAAACAUCCAUUUUGAUAUGUUUAAAAUACACCGGGGGGAAAAGAAGUUACUCCUGAGUACCUAUGUGAGCACAGAAAAGGCGAUUCCCUACAGAAUUACACUGAACAGGAAUGAGCGAUUUGAAUAUAUGAUGGAUCUGCUAUUUCUGCAUUUAAAUUAUAAUAGGCUCUACUUUGUAUACAUUCCCCAGAAAUAUAUAUGGGGCAACAGCUGCUCCAGUGGUUCCAAGACGAAAAAGAACCCUUUUCUCAAUUUCAUGUCCUGCAGUUGCGAUAUAGUGCUAGAAAAUUUACGUAUAACCCCCGGUGAAAGUUUGAGAAAUUCCCCAGUGGAUGUGCACGUGCCUCCCUACUUCGAAAGGACCCAUUUUGUGGAGGUCAUUUUGCUUCUUCUGCUUGACGUGGUAAAGACGUACAGCAAAAUAAAAAAGCUGCAGUGCCAUUUUGACAACAAGUGUAAAGAAUUUAUAAAAAGUUUCUACCAUUACUAUGUUGAAAAAAUGAAGAAAAAAAACAGCAAUUUUUGUAAAGAGAAGAAAACGAAUAUUUUAGCAAUUACGAGCAGUUUUCUCAAAGAAACAUUCGCAAAAAACUCAGAUCAGGAGAGCGUGCUCAGUAACGAUUUAAACACUUCGUCGAUAAAGCGUCGCUCAAUUUUUAAUGAGAGAUACGCGGCCGGGAAAGAGGGGGGCAGUAAUGUGGAGGCCAAGUCGCAGAUCAUGAAUAUGUCUUCCACGCUCCAUUCGGAGCCCUGCAUGAGUAACGCGAAUGCGGGAAAGAAUGGCACCACCGGGAAGGAUGACAAUACUAGCUUGAGUGGCGGUAACAACUUCGGCGUCACGAUUGCUGAGGAACGGGAAAGCGCACUGAACAGUUGCCACGUGCACAGAGUCAACGUAGAAAAGAACCUCGACGUAGGAUACAAAUACAAAAAUAUAUACAUAAAAAUAAUUGACCUCAAGUUGUACGAGUUUAUCUCGGAUUAUGUGAAUUACAUAAGGGAAAACAGCAGCUACUAUUACCUGAUACCGUACUUAUUUGUGUACAAAUUCAGGGGUCUGUGCUUCCUGUGCAUCCCCGUAUGCAGCAACUUCUAUUUGAUUUUCCACCUUCUCUUUCUCCAUCUGCUCAAUUGCUCCGAUUUUUUUAACUACAAAAUAAGCUUCAGCAGAGGUACCAAUGAGGAGGAGCUUUCCAAAGGGAACUACAUCCACCACAGUAGUAACAAUUUUUUGUAUAUUAAUAACAUAAUAAGGAUAUUAAAUGUCCACAAGAGUAACAAAGCGUAUAUGAAGUACUGCUCCCUGGUGAAGGAGGCACAUAGCAGUAAUAGUAACAGUAAUAGUAAUAGCAUUUGUCACUACUACAAAUGGAAGAAGAAUAAAAUAAUCAUCGACAUUAGGAACUCUUUUUCGUCUCCGUAUUUUAUUCGCACGAAAAGUUUUAUCAGUUUUAUUGAGAGCACAAAUUUGCACGUAAGUCUGAAGAAGCUGUACCUGAACAACGAUUACAUGUUUUCUCUCAAACUGGACAAGAAGAAUAAGCCCCCGAACGAGUGCUAUUCCAACGCUAAUGAUAUAAUUUUUAUGUUUAGUCACUAUUUUAAUAUUUACACCUACUUUUAUGAUGAGAAGAAGAAUAACCCAAGUAAGGAGUUGUUUCACCACAACAGGUAUAUUAUCAUUCCCUAUUUCAAAGAUGUGUACAUACGGCGUGAUAAUUUACACAUUUAUUUGAAGAUGCUGGAAGAUGAGCACACGACAGAAGACACGUUUAGUAACAAGACCUGCUUGGAUGAAAAUGAGAGGAGUAGUGGCGAAAUGUACGAUAAGGUGCAGGGAAACGAUAAAGAGUUAAGCAAAGGAGAAGAGGAAAGGAAGGCAUAUAAAUACUCCUUUAUUUACAAUCUGUAUGAAAAGUAUGGAGAUAUUUUUAUAAAUUAUUUUUACCUUGUGUUGAAUAAACUACUACUAGAAAUAGUCAACGAAAUAAAAUUAAAUAAUUUUUUAAGCAUCCGAAAGUUUCUACAAUUAUUAAACAAGUAUGAAGUAAAUUUUGACAUCUUCUUCUGGGUUCUCUAUGACAAUUAUGUAAAUAUUUACAAAAAAUAUUGUGCUCAUGCGGAAUUGGUGAAAUUUUUUAAUACUAAUCGAAGUGAGACCUACGAUUUUGAUUAUUUAAAAAAAAUUAAAUACAAUUAUUGCAACAAGAAGAAAUUUUAUGUUAGAAGAAUUUUGCUAUUUUCAGUAUGUGUGUUGUUGGCCUUUAUUUGUAAACGCAUAUUAGAAUUCUUUGUGGGAAAUUUGAGCUUCCCGUACGAAAGCGUAUUCACUGCCAUUUGCCUCUUCUUCUUUUCAAGCAGAAAGCAGAGGGAGCCCAAUGAUAAUUUACACUUGAAUCUGCUCAAGUCGAUUUAUUUUAACUUAUUCUUGUCACUCAGUUUUGUCCUACAGUACAUUCCACUAACCGUUCAGUACUUAAAUUUGUUUAAAAUUAUAAGGAAGGUUAAAAAGUAUAAGAUUAUUCUUGCCUUUUGUUUAAACUAUAUUUGCGGAGUAAAUUUGCCCUUUUAUAUCUUCUACGACCUGCAGCAUAUGCCCCAGAAUUUGCUAAACGAGCUUUUCUCUCAAAACAGGGAAGACACGUUGAACUGCUCCUACAGCCACGUUCAAUUAAGUAACGUAAAAAAUACAAAUGAAUGUAAAGAUGAAACGUUUUAUGCUGAAAAGGGAAACUUAAAAGCGAGCGAAAAGGAACACCUCGAAUGGGUGGAUGAAAAUGGCGAUUAUAACAUUCCCGACGAUUCGUUACCUUUCUGCAAAAACAAGAAGAUGAAUAAGAGAAUUUUAAAGCGUUAUCGUUACAAGGGUCAGAAGAGACGAAGCCGGAAUCUUGUGCAUCUAAUGAUUAAAAUGCAUUUGAAUGCCGGUCCACGGACAUUUACAUUUCAUGAUUUUACCCAAGCGUCGGACAAUAUUCUCACGUACUUCUCCAAUAGGAACAUUCACCAUUUGAAGCAAGGCAGGACCUCCCAUGAUGAUUUGUUCGCCCUCAUAUAUUCUCACUUUCUUAACUUUCCGUUCCCAUUCUGUCACAGGGGAAAUUUCGGGUUAAGCGAACUUCAAACUGGACCACUUCAAACUGGACGAAGUGUAAAUUAUUCGAAUGGCGAAAUGGGGGACACAGAACUGGUAGCGACAAGUGAAUUAUUAAAUGUCACUAAAAAAGCGUCAUCCUUUUGUGAAAAUCAAAGGGACUAUUUAAAAGAGGCAGGUGUGGCGCUACACCGUUGUAACAUGUUCAGCCAGGGUGCCGAUUUUCCAUUCUUUGGGGUGGAUAAAUUAAUGGAAGAAAACAUUUUCCACGUCCUUCUGAACAUAACCGAAACGCAUUAUUCUCACCUACUGAUCAUUCUACCGAUAUUUAUGAAGGAGAACUUUAACCUCCUAACGUACGAUCUGAAAGUGUACCUAAUAAAUAUAUUUUUUUACAUAUUCAUUAGAACGGAUAAGUACAAAAUAUGCGACAUGAAUAAUAAAAAAAGACAAUUCACCAGAGCGGGUAAGAAUGGGCCUGUCAGACGGAAGAAAAAUGACAUGUUCCGCGUUAGCCGCAGGAACGAUAUGUCAGGCGAGACGAGCGCAAAGGAUUUUUUCCUCACCAACUCAUUGGAUUAUUCCACAAGGAACUACUUAGAAAUAAUAAGAAGAGAAGGAAGGUACGCCCCAAGUGAUAUCCCCAAUAUAGAUAAGUACCGAUAUGGAUGUAGAAAGGAAGCCGAAACGGGGAAUGACGAAACGGAGUACGAAACUGAAAAUAAAAGGGAGACAGAAAAUGAAGCAGAAACGGAAACCGAAACGGAUAGCGACGUGGACGGAGUGAACAAAUAUGCAAAGGAACAUGCAAUUUUUGAAAGGGAGGAAGGUUCGAUCGGUAAUAUGAAGGAAAAGGUUAAAAUGAUUCUGCUAGAUAAUGAUUACAACGUGUACUUAAUAGAAUUUUUCUUUAAAAUUGUCUUGAGGAUAAUUCCAUUUUUUAAACAGAAGAAGAAAAAUAAAAACCCAAGCUCAGCGAAAUCGACUAUUAUUUACAACGUUAAGAUAAUACUAAAUUUUUUUAGAUCAUUUCAGAACAUCAUUUUAUCGAUGAGAAAUAAUUUUUAUGUAUUUAUUUACUACUUUUUCAUAAAAGGUUAUAUAUCACUUAUUUUGUUGAACACGCAUAGAGCGCUGAAAUGUUUUAAGAAAGUUUUUGUCCUCGUCGUAUUCUUUUUUGGAAACCCCAUAAACUCCCUAAACAGUCACCCAUUCUUAGUAUACGUUACGUACAUUUUGUAUGUGCUAACAGUUCUAUCCAAGCUGAACGUGGUAAAUUUUCAUGAACAGGUAACGCAAGAGGGAAAGAGAAUUAUUAGAGAUGACGCGGAUGAAAAGAGUCCCACGGAUCAGAGUGAUAGCAUCAACAAUGAGGAGAAGUCAGGUAGUCACCCACAAGAGAAGAACGAAGGAGCGGAGCAGAACGAAGAAAUGGGGGAAGAAAGCAUGCCAUUGGGGGAAGACAAUGCUGCGGCCACCAACGCGUGGCUGAAACAAAAAUAUGAAGUAUGGAUGUACCUGGAAAUAAUUCGCACCAUUAAGAGAAAUUACGUAAAAUUUAACAACAACAUAUAUUUAGUUCCUUUGAAUUAUUUAUUUAUAAACAUGAAAAAACUUUUUAAGAAAUAUUCGGACGAAUUAAAAAGGGUUCACAAACUUCAAAAAACGGAUGAUAAGGAUGAAAUGGACAAAAAGUUAAAAAGAAAAAAGACAAGUUUACCGAAGAAAGAAAAGCUUGAGGAUAACUCCAUAUUAAAAGAAAUCAAUCUAGGAGACAGACUGGAAGAUAAGAGCUUGCUUAUAAACAUUAAUAACAGCUUUGUGUCAUUAUACCCGACAGUUAAAAAUGUGAGAGUUCCGAAGGUCUACCUGAAGGGAGGAAGCAUUGAUAAGUCAUUCCCAUCGACUGCAGAUUUUGUUAAAAGGACAAAUGUGUCUGAGGAGAACGUGGGCACUGAUGAGAAAAAUAGGAAAAAAAAAGAAAUCCAAGAUGUUGACGAAUCGAAGGAUGUGAAACGUGAUCACAAGGGAGGUGAAAAAGGAAUGGAAGCAGAUGUGGCACCAAAUGUUGCACAGAACGUAGCAUCAGACGUGGAACAGACUGUGGAACAAACUGUGGAAGAAGAGCCAAAUGUAAGGAAAAAGAAGGAAAAGAAAAAUACGCACAUGAAGGCGAGUGAUUUGCCAAGAGAUGGUUUGCCCCCGGAGAAGGAAGAGAACGUGAAGGACAAAUGCGCGAAAUCGCUUUGUUACGCCCGCGUUGACAAAAAGGAUACUAGCAACCUCUUAUUGUACAACCUAAUUUAUAUCAACAAAAUGAACAGAAAGUUGAACAAGUGCAAAUUUGUUUCCUUUAAUUUUAAGUACGACCAUUAUAAAAAAGUAAUAUCAGAUUAUAGGAAGUAUUACAAAAUAAUAUUAGAAACUUUUAAGAGGAAAUUGUGCGAAUAUUACUAUGCGUUCACUUUUGGAAAUAACGAGAAUGGAAGCCUUGCUAUUGGAACCCCGUCCUACCUAAAGUUGUCUCCAACUAUUGGUUCCAUGGGAUAUGAUAAAAACAAGAAAAGCGUAAAGAAGGGCACAGAUUUCUGGUUUACCAAUAAUUUGCAGCUAAUACCAAUUAAAGUAAAAAAAAUGUGCAUGAAUGAAGGUAUGAUUUCGAUAAUUGACAAGAAGCAUAACCUAUACAUUGGUGGUAAUAACACUUUUUUUGAAACUAGAAAUGAAUUAAAUUUUAAAGAGAAAAAUACGAAAUUAAAAAAUAACGAAAGAAGGAAGCUAAAAAAUAAUCCAAUAGGAAGUAAUGAAAAAAUAGAAAUUGACAAAUUCUUUACAAAUUUAAGAUUAAAAAAGAUGAAAAAACAAGAAAAGAAUUUUCUCGACUAUAAUAGUUCCUCAGACGACAGUGACAUUUUACUGUUUGGAAAUUCAUCCAGAUAUAAUGAAAUUACAAACUUCCUAAAGCCGAUGUUUCAUUGUGAGAAAUUAAUUGAUUGUUACAAAAGUGUGGAUCAUAAAAAUAGGAGCCUAUGCAACUGUAGCAUCUGUUGCGCGCCGUUAAAUGUUAUAUCAGAUAAGUUCAGCUCUUGCGAAAGUGACGUCUGCUCUUCGUUUGAUAGUGAAGAUAGUGACGUCACGUAUAUUAAAGUCACCGAUGCAGAUGAAAUAAACAAAAAUAUGAAUAUAAAUAUGCUGCUUAACAGUCAUACAGAUAAAUCCUUUUAUGUGAAAAGAAGAAAUUAUUAUUUAAAAAAAUUUUCCAUAGACAAUUUUAACAUUUAUAACUCAAUACUGUAUUCAUCGUCUUAUGCAAAUCAGUAUUUAGCGUAUGUUCUGCCCGACCAGAAAAGUUCCACGAAAUUAGUGAAGAGAUUUUUUAGACAAAUUUCUAAUGAAUAUUAUGGCGAAAGGGUUAGCAAUAAUUUAAAAUAUCAUCUAAAUGAAAUAUUGCUAGAUAGCAAUCUUAAUAACAACAAAUUCAUUUAUAAUUUUAUUCAUGAUAUAAAAACUAGAGUAAAAUUUAUUGAUAUUUACAAUGGUGCAGAUUUUGUCAUUUCCAUAAACAAUUUUGGUCAUGUGUAUUCAUGGGGAAACAAUAAAUAUGGAUGUUUAGGGACUGGCGAUAAGAUCAAUAGAUACGCACCUACGUUAAUUAACCCUUGCCAUUUUUUUUUGUAUGAUUUUGAAAAGUUACAGAUACACACAAAUUAUAAGACAGAAAUAAAAAUAAAGGAGUCAGAAAAGAUAAAUAGCAGGUGCUGUGAAAAUAUUUUGUACAAUUCGUUAAUCCUAGAAACAAUAAAAAAGAAUAUUUACAAUAAAAAUAAAAGUUCACAAAGUGCUUUAAAGGAGAGCUCUGUAAAAAAAAGUAAUGACAGUGAUGAAAAGUUAGGCAAUUCAAGCAAUUUACUAAAUGGAAAUAAAUACAAAGAUGAAGACUUCUUCACCCUAAAAACAGAGAACAUUUACACUUCAGAAAAUAUGUUUAAUUUUGAAAAUUUAGAAGUUAAAAAUGUAGUUAUAAGCGUACACAAAAUAUACGUCCCCAUUAGUUCUAUAUUCUGUGGAAAUAAUCAUGUCUGUGCAUAUUCAAAUGGAUCUAUAUUUAUGUGGGGCGAACAGAAGCUAGGGCAAACAUCCGUUCCUUUCGAGAACAUCUACUUUGAUAUCUUUAACAAGUCGGAAUUUUCAGAUAGUGACUCAAAUGAUAAUUAUAAAAAAAAAAAAAAUGAAAAAAAGGAAAAUAACAAAAAUAACAAAAAUAAAUUGUCAGAACUUUUAUCUUCUUCCGUAUCUUCAUCGACCACGGAAAGUUACUACUUUAAUAUAAUAGACAAGAAGAAAAUAGUAAAUAUAAAAAAUAAGUUUAACAAGGGUAAACUUUCGUUUUGCAAAAAAAAAUUCAGUUUUAACGUUGAAAAUCCCAUUCAAAAUAGUUUUAACAUAACAAAUAAUGAGAUACUACUCAACAACAAAAAAUUAAAAUUACACUCCAAUUUAAACUCCAUGAAUAAUAUAAAAAGGAAAAAAAUUAACAACAAUUUAGUUCUUCUUCCAAUUCAAGUCUGUAUAUUUAAUUUAUCAUAUAGAGUUAAAAAGAAUGAAAAUAAUGCAAAUAAUAAAAUAACCAGUAUGGAUUCCAUCGAGGCUAAGGACAAGUGCAGUGUACAAAAUUUAAUAAAUUUACAUUGCAAUUUACAUGAUGUGGAAAAUGAUAAUGGCAAUGAUAAUAACAGAAACGUUAAUAAAACCUCGCAAAAAAAAGUAGAACCACAAGAUGGCAAUUUAAAAAGAAAAAACACCUAUAUUAGGAUAUUUGAUUAUCUGGAAACUUUUAUAAAAGCAGAAGUAGUAAACAUCUACAUGAGUCUUUUUAGAAAUGAUAUAAAUAUCUACACCAAUAUCCCGAAUAAUGUUAACAUAAAUCCUUAUAUUUAUGGAAUGAAGUUUUAUGAUUACAACUUUUACGAUGAAAAGUAUAUGAAUGUGCAAGACUACUAUAGUGAAGCGCAUAACAGAAAAGAGUGUACACAUAAGAGUAAUAAAAAAUUGAACGUUUCGAAUGGAAAUGAUUGUAAAAAUGAGUAUGAUGAUUUACAUAAAGAAGGAAAUGAUGAGAAGGGCAGUGAUAAAAAGGAUUACGGCAAUUCGGUAAAUUCACAAAAAAAAAUUGACAUUCUUAAUGUUGAUGAUCCAAAUAAAUUUGUAAAACUAAUGAAAGAAAACGAAACUAUUAAUCCACAGAUUUACGAAUAUAUCGAGAAAGAAGAAACUGUAUGUAUCAAUAUUAAACUAAUCAUCUUUUUAUUUUUAUUCGUAAAAAAAAAGUACAUGACGACUUUCUUGAACAAUAUUUUAAUGGUAUCCAAUGUGUCAUGUGGGGAGGCAAAUACUGUAAUAACGGGCUUUAAAAAAAGCAUAUAUGAUAAAUAUUACCAAUAUAUAAUGAAAAACAUUACUUGCUCAGACAAUUAUAAGCAUAUGGAAAGUGAGAAAAUAAAGUCAAAAAUGAGUACGAACUUUCCUGAAUUCUAUUUCAGCUCAGCAAGUGAAUUAAGCGAUUUCAUAUAUAGAAAUGACAUAUAUGACAUUAAAAAUUACACCAGCGCAAUUGUAAAUUGGGGAGAUAAAUCAUUUGAUGAAUUCAAACUGAUGAAUUCAACCUAUUCGUGUUCCGACACAUCACGUUUAUAUCGUAUGAUAGAAGAAAUACUGGCACACUAUAUGUGCAUCUAUAUAUGUGGCAGGGAUACAAACAAUAACUUAUGUGUUAAUAACAUUAACCAAAGUGUCUACACCUUUACCCGAAUCAGUAAUAACUUUUUUUACUACAAUUUCAAUAAUUUUUUAUUUUUGUACAAGUACAAUUAUUACCUGUAUUAUAUACACAAAAAUAACGUUCAUAUAAGUCAUAAUAGCGACACAACGCAUAUACAGAACAAUCCCCUUACGACUUUUAAAAAUAGAUUUAAUACAUUUGCAAAUAAGGAAAAUAAUACAAAUCUAACAAAUUCAAAAGCUCAAGGUAUUUCUCCAAACCAGUUUAUAAUAAUAAAAAAAAUUGUCUGUAGCAACAUUGUAACAUGUGUGCUUGACAUACACAAUAAUAUAUACAUGGCAGGGGACCUGAAAUACUAUUUUCCUAAUUAUUUUCAACACAUGGCCUAUGGAUCGUCACCUUUUAUUAACAUUAAUUUGAAUAAUACAAAGACCAUAAAGAACAUAUCAAUUAAUGAAAAUAAUAUAUUUCUGAUUUAUGAUGACAAUUCUUUAAAAAUAUUAGGUUAUAAUGAUUACAUUGAUUUUUUCAAAUAUAACCACCCUGUAUUUUUUACUAAUAAGCAUAACCAGAAGCACCGUUAUAAUAUGCUAACAAUACAAAAUUCUGAUUUUUUAGUAAAACAAGUAAGUGUUUGCAAUCUUUGA